This is a messenger RNA of Sinocyclocheilus grahami, 3153 nucleotides long. RefSeq lists its product as uncharacterized. The record is from RefSeq and is a predicted model, not a curated record. The transcript is spliced from 6 exons. Bases 1 to 3153 code for a protein of 1050 amino acids. NCBI's taxonomy places the organism in Eukaryota, Metazoa, Chordata, Actinopteri, Cypriniformes, Cyprinidae.
AUGGUUGUAAUGGGUGCAGUUGGGGUUUUGACUGUUGUUGAUGAAAUUGCAGAUGUUGUUGUGGCUGUAAUUGUGGAUAUAUCUGGACCUUGUGUUGUUGUACUUGUAGUUUCAGAUGAGACUGAAGAUGACACAGCAGUGGGAGGUACAGUCAUAAAAGAGGAAACUGUAAUGGUGGAUGUUGCAGGUGCAGGAGUACUUUCUGAAGUUGUGGACAUUGUUGGUGAAGUAAGAGUUGAGGUUUCAGUAGUUGUGGCUGCAAAUGUCACUGUGGUUUCAGCUGUUUUUGUACUUGGAGCUUCAGAUGAGGUUGCAGCUGAUGUAAUGGUUGAAGAUUCAGAUGAGGUUGGAGAUGAAGAAGUAGUAGAAGGAACUAUCGCAGCUGAGGAAGCCGUUGAUGUUGAGGAUGCAGUUGUAGUUUCUGAAGUUGUAGUCACAGUAGUGGAAGGCCCCACUGUGGUUGUGGAAGCUGCAGUUGUGCUUGCUGCAGAUGUUGUUGUACUUGGAGCUUCAGAUGACAUAGGAGCUGAUGUCACUGUGGAAGGUACAGCUCCAGUUGAGGAAGCUGUAGUUGUUGAUGUUGUUACAGGUGCAGCUGUUUCUGAAGAUGUAGUCAUUGCUGUUGAAGUAAGAGUUGUGGAUUCAGAAGUUACAGCUCUUGAUGUUGUUGGAUUAUUUGUUGUUGUAGAUGUGGUUGAAGAAGCUGCAGUCGUGGUUUCUGCUGUUGUAGGCACCACUGUUGAAGUAAUAGUUGUGGUUUCUGUACUCACAACUGUGGUGGUGGGAAUUUCAGUUGUCGAUGAAGCUGUAGUUGUUGAUGUUGUUACAGGUGCAGCUGUUUCUGAAGAUGUAGACAUUGUUGUUGAAGUAAGAGUUGUGGAUUCUGAAGUUACAGCUGUUGAUAUUGUUGGAUUGUUUGUUGUUGUAGAUGUGAUUGAUGAAGCUGUAGUCGCAGUUUCUACUGUUGUACUUUCUGAAGUUGUAGGCACCACUGUGGAAGUAACUGGUCUGGUUUCUGUACUCACACUUGUGGUUGUGGGAAUUUCACUAGUUGAUAGUGCUGUAGUUGCUGAUGUUGUUACAGGUGCAGUUGUUUCUGAAGAUGUAGGCAUAGUUGUUGAAGUAAGAGUUGUGGAUUCUGAAGUUACAGCUGUUGAUGUUGUUGCAUCGUUUGUUUUUGUAGGUGUGGUUGAUGAAGCUGUAGUUGUGGUUUCUGCUGUUUUACUUUCUGAAGUUGUAGGCACCACUGUUGAAGUAGGAGUUGUGGAUUCUGUACUCACAACUGUGGUGGUGGGAAUUUCAGUAGUUGAGGGUACUGUAGAUACUGAUGUUGUUACAGGUGCAGUUGUUUCUGAAGAUGUAGGCAUCACUGUUGAAGUAAUAGUUGUGGGAAUUUUAAUAGUUGAGAAUGCUGUAGUUACUGAUGUUGUUACAGGUGCAGUUGUUUCUGAAGAUGUAGUCAUUGCUGUUGAAGUAAGAGUUGUGGAUUCAGAAGUUACAGCUCUUGAUGUUGUUGGAUUAUUUGUUGUUGUAGAUGUGGUUGAAGAAGCUGCAGUCGUGGUUUCUGCUGUUGUAGGCACCACUGUUGAAGUAAUAGUUGUGGAUUCUGUACUCACAACUGUGGUCGUGGGAAUUUCAGUAGUUGAUGAUGUUGUAGAUGCUGAUGUUGUUACAGAUGCAGUUGUUUCUGAAGAUGUAGACAUAGUUGUUGAAGUAAGAGUUGUGGAUUCUGAAGUUACAGCUGUUGAUGUUGUUGCAUCGUUUGUUUUUGUAGGUGUGGUUGAUGAAGCUGUAGUUGUGGUUUCUGCUGUUGUACUUUCUGAAGUUGUAGGCACCACUGUUGAAGUAAGAGUUGUGGACUCUGUACUCACAACCGUGGUGGUGGGAAUUUCAGUAGUUGAGGGUGCUGUUGUUAUUGAUGUUGUUACAGGUGCAGUUGUUUCUGAAGAUGUAGACAUAGUUGUUGAAGUAAGAGCUGUGGAUUCUGAAGUUACAGCUGUUGAUGUUGUUGCAUCGUUUGUUUUUGUAGGUGUGGUUGAUGAAGCUGUAGUUGUGGUUUCUGCUGUUUUACUUUCUGAAGUUGUAGGCAGUGUUGUUGAAGUAAUAGUUGUGGUUUCUGUACUCACAACUGUGGUUGUGGGAAUUCCAGUAGUUGAGGGUACUGUAGAUACUGAUGUUGUUACAUAUGCAGUUGUUUCUGAAGAUGUAGACAUAGUUGUUGAAGUAAGAGUUGUGGAUUCUGAACUUGCAGCUGUUGAUGUUGUUGCAUCGUUUGUUGUGGUAGGUGUGGUUGAUGAAGCUGUUGUCGUGGUUUCUGCUGUUGUACUUUCUGAAGUUGUAGGCAGUGUUGUUGAAGUAAUAGGUGUGGAUUCUGUACUCACAACCGUGGUGGUGGGAAUUUCAGUAGUCGAGGAUGCUGUAGUUAUUGAUGUUGUUACGGGUGCAGUUGUUUCUGAAGAUGUAGGCAUUGUUGUUGAAGUAAGAGUUGUGGAUUCUGAAGUUACAGCUGUUGAUGUUGUUGCAUCGUUUGUUGUUGUAGGUGUGGUUGAUGAAGCUGUAGUCGUGGUUUCUGCUGUUGUACUUUCUGAAGUUGUAGGGACCACUGUUGAAGUAAGAGUCGUGGAUUCUGAAGUUACAGCUGUUGAUGUUGUUGCAUCGUUUGUUGUUUUAGGUGUGGUUGAUGAAGCUGUAGUUGUCGUUUCUGCUGUUGUACUUUCUGAAGUUGUAGGGACCACUGUUGAAGUAAGAGUCGUGGAUUCUGAAGUUACAGCUGUUGAUGUUGUUGCAUCGUUUGUUGUUGUAGGUGUGGUUGAUGAAGCUGUAGUUGACGUUUCUGCUGUUGUACUCUCUGAAGUUGUAGUAAUUUCCAUUGUUGUGAGUCCAAGUGACGUUGUGGGUACAGCUGUAGCAGUGGAAGGUUCAGUUGUGGUUGUGGAUGCAGUAUUUGUUGUUUCAGCUGCAGUUGUCGUUUCUGAAGAUGUAGGCAUGGUUGUUGAAGCAAGUGGUUCCGUAGUUAUAACCAUUGUUGUACCUGAAGAAUCAGAUGAGGUUGGAGCUGAUGUUGCUGAUGUUGAAGUUGCAAGUACAGUUGUUGUUUCUGAAGCUGUAUAUCCUGAAGUUGUAGACUCCGUUGUUGAAGCACUGGAUUUUUAA